This is a messenger RNA of Musa acuminata subsp. malaccensis (wild Malaysian banana), 1073 nucleotides long. Its product is annotated as proliferating cell nuclear antigen. The record is from RefSeq and is a predicted model, not a curated record. NCBI's taxonomy places the organism in Eukaryota, Viridiplantae, Streptophyta, Magnoliopsida, Zingiberales, Musaceae. Gene Ontology annotation, molecular function: DNA polymerase processivity factor activity; DNA binding. Gene Ontology annotation, cellular component: PCNA complex. Gene Ontology annotation, biological process: translesion synthesis; leading strand elongation; mismatch repair.
CCUUUUCUUCGUUGGAGCUCUCUCUCUCGUUUGAAGGGGGAUCCGAUCUUUCCUUUGGUUCGAGCGAAGUAACGCGAGAGAGAGAGAGAGAGAGAGAGAGAGAGAGAGAGAGAGGAAGAUGCUGGAGCUCAGGCUGCUGCAGGGCGGGCUGCUGAAGAAGGUGCUGGAGGCGAUGCGGGAGCUGGUGACGGACGCCAACUUCGACUGCUCCCGGUCCGGCUGCUCCCUCCAGGCCAUGGACUCCAGCCACGUCGCCCUCGUCGCCCUCCUCCUCCGCUCCGACGGCUUCGACCACUUCCGCUGCGACCGCAACCGCUCCAUGGGCAUGAACCUCAACCACGUCGCCAAGCUGCUGCGCUGCGCCGGCAACGAUGACAUCGUCACCCUCAAGGCCGACGACGACGGCGACACCGUCACCUUCAUGUUUGAGAGCCCCAAGCAGGAUAAGAUUGCAGAUUUUGAAAUGAAGUUGAUGGAUAUCCAAAGUGAGCACUUAGGCAUUCCUGAAGCAGAAUAUCAAGCUAUUGUAAAGAUGCCAUCACAAGAGUUUGCACGAAUUUGCAGAGAUCUGAGUACCAUAGGUGACACUGUUGUAAUAUCUGUGACAAAGGAAGGAGUGAAGUUCUCGACCAAAGGAGACAUUGGAAGUGCAAAUAUUGUUUGCCGGCAGAACACCACCGUAGACAAGCCAGAAGAAUCAACUGUAAUAGAGAUGAAGGACCCAGUUUCCUUGACGUUUGCUCUUCGCUAUCUGAUCUCAUUUACUAAGGCAACACCUUUGUCAAAUACUGUCACAGUAAGCAUGUCCUCAGAUCUACCUAUGGUCGUCGAGUACAAGAUUGCAGACAUGGGCUAUAUCAGAUACUACCUGGCUCCCAAGAUCGAUGAAGAUGAAGACCAGGCUUAACAUCUCCCAAGAUCUGUGUGUUUUUUUUUUUGGUUUUGUUUUGGGAUGGUUUGAUGUUCUUAUCGUCUCUUGAUGUGGUGCUUGUUUUUUUCUCUCAUAUAGGUUUGUAAUGCUGAACAUAAACGAAUGCAUCAAUUACUUUGAGGAUGAGUUUUUGUUGUCAUAA